Messenger RNA from Penicillium coprophilum, 810 nucleotides. RefSeq lists its product as uncharacterized. The record is from RefSeq and is a predicted model, not a curated record. NCBI's taxonomy places the organism in Eukaryota, Fungi, Ascomycota, Eurotiomycetes, Eurotiales, Aspergillaceae. The transcript is spliced from 2 exons. The coding region runs from base 1 to 810 and encodes 269 amino acids.
AUGUCUGGACUCGAAAUUGUUGCACUUAUCCCGGCCAUCAUCUCAGCAUUUGGGACUAUCUCAGUAGAAUAUAGGGCAUGGCGAAAGCAACGUGAAGACCGCCGCAAUAAAGACCAGAACCUUGCUCUGCAGAAACGUCUAGCGGGCAACGGGCAGACAGUUCAGAAUGAAUACGAUGAGGAUCUUCGACUCCUAGGACCAGUCUUUCAACGGGGUGAUAGCAUUGGACGAGAGUCUUUGAUGCAUCAUCUCAUUAUACUCCAGUCGAGUGUCAUCUCCCUUCUCCGUGAUCGGCAGAACGACAUAUCCUACGUGAGCCAUCCGAACCACGACUCUAUUAAGAACACCACAAUAUCCGCCCGGAAUGGAAUCGUUGGCUCUCUUUCAGAUCAAUAUCAACGUCUUGCACAAGCACGGCCAAUCGCACGACUGCCAGCCCCAGCCCCAGCCCCAGUCUCAAAUUGCUUCCACGAGAUCACCUGCACCACGCACAAUACCAUCUUCGACCGCUACAGCUGUAAUGAGUGUGGGUGGAGUCAAGCAUAUGGUAAAAACUCGGUGAAAGUCAAGACGAAGGAUGGCCAGCUUCUUGAUCCAAAGACGGCCAUUGCUCUCUUCCAUCAUCGAGAACCACUCAAGGCCGAGAAGAACGUGUUUCGAUGUUAUCUUUGCGAGGAGACUAUUUUCCUACCAACGGGGCUGAGGGGAUUUUUUACGGUGACUCUGGAGCCAGGGAGUGAGUGGUGGGUUUUGUUUGAAGAGUUACAGAAGCAUGUAAGGAAGAAUCAUUAUUUCUCGGAGCUUGCGUAG